AUGGAUUUUCAUGUCUUUACACUUAGUGACGGCGUGGACGCGGACGUUCGAGACUCGACGUCACGCUGCGGGCGGUGUGUCACGAGCGCGCCCUUUUUCCUUCUCCCAUCAAACUUGUUACUUGUCUCUUUCUUUGCGUAUCAAUUCGCAGAAUACAGGGCGUUAUAUGGUUUGGGCUUUGACUGCCGAAUGAACGGCCUUCAAUCGCUAUGUCCUCGAACUACACGACUUCAAACUAGACUUCGUCUACGACCUCCUUUUUUUCCGAGAACUUACGGCCAACGGAAUUCCUUGGGAAGGAGGCGGAGUAGCACACAGGCGUCGACGCACGUCGACACUGGAGGUUCUGCGGACUGGGUAACACCACCACCGAAACGACCCAUGAAAUGGUGGUAUCCUGGGAGGACGAAGUACCCUAUAGGAGGAGUCCUCACACUGAGGCCUGACAAGAUGGCCGAAGUUGAGCAGAGCGCGCACACCAUUGGAGGACAUCACACCGCUCGCUUUUUUCUUGAGGUCGACCACCCGACUGGGGACCGCAAUUUCAUAACACCUUACUACCAAUUCCAACCUACAGCUAACAAACCUUCGGGAUUCCCACCUCAAACGAAAGGGAUCCUGUAUUACUACCAACCAUCUCCCGAAGAGCCCGUCAUGAGCGGUCAGCUCCGGUUCCGCCUUUGUGAUGGGUACGAGACAUUCGACCAGGGUACGGACAUGCGCGACCGGAAUGGCGUCGAUACGUGGCACAUAUCCCUCUACGCCAUCGUCAAGUCAGUCUACCUUCGCUCCGUGGUCGACAUGCUCCUGCAGGAAGGUCUUGUGGAGAGAGAAGUCAUCGACAAGGUCGCAAGACUACCUAUUGUGCGGACGAAUGCUCCGAUAUUGUACUCCUUCGACACUCCCUUCGUGGCCGAGAUGUCGAAGCCGUCGCUGAGGCUGGCGCUUAUCAACCCCGACAUGUUCACUGUCAUCAACAUUCCUUACGUCUUCCAGCACUAUCUACCACCGGAGACGCCAUACAAAGGACGUAUCCGUGCCCGCUUCGAGGUCUCGACUUCCUCCGAACAUGAGACCGUGCCUACCCUCGUUCUGCGGAUCCUCGAGCAUAUCGACGUUGUCAAAUGCCUCAUACCCGACUACAAGCACUUCAUGGCCGAGCCAACGCCGGGCUCGUUGCUGUCGAAGAGGGUUUCCAUCCUGCAUGAAGAUGCAAAGCACAGACCGUGGUCAUACCCACUGUAUAGCCGGCCACAUUCGGACCGUUUCAGGAAACUCAUUGGGCUUCCAUGA
This is a messenger RNA of Cyclocybe aegerita, 1293 nucleotides long. NCBI's taxonomy places the organism in Eukaryota, Fungi, Basidiomycota, Agaricomycetes, Agaricales, Hemipholiotaceae. The record is from the annotation of a GenBank genome assembly.